UGCAGCUCUAGCAUUGGCCCGCGCGGCAGCGCGGAGGAGGGGGGCAGCCCUUGGUGCGCUGGCUCGAGGAGCAGGGUGGGGAAGGAAGAGCCCGGCUGCCGCUCACUCGGUCGCUGGCUGCAGCUCGGAGCAGGAGUCCCCCCGCCAGCGCCGCCGGGGCAGAGGGUCCAGGAUCCUGCCUCUACAUUGCCCAGUUCCUGCUGCUUCAGGGGAAGAUACAAGAAAUUUGUAGAAGACAAAUAUGAGGUUACUUGGCCCAAAGGGAAACUUCCAUCUCACCCCAAAAGUUUCCACCACUACGUUCUCAGAUUCAGGGGAUAGCCAAGCUGAAAUUCUGUCCCCGAUAUCCAUCAGGGCCAUCUGAGAAGAUAACUUCUGGGCUUACUCCUGGGAUCCAACCGUGUUGUGACAUCACUUCAUUUAUUUGGUGUUUGACUGGAAGUGUAGAACCUGGCUUACGAAGGGUGGAGACAGGGAAUGAUCAUACUCGGCUGCUGAGCUGACAGUUUUCAUCUUCAAGAAAAGCUAGAUCAGAACAAAUUGACUGAGUGAAGAUGUGUGUUCCUAAUCUUCGCCUCCAUUGGGAACAUGUCACUUGUCCAACUUUUUAAUGCCUCUCCAUUCAUUCUGAUCAAAGAUAAAUCUUCUUGGAUGUAAUACAUUUUGUUGAUUCCAACUUUCCUGAAAAGUUAUGGAUGAUCUGUGGAUUUGUGGAUAAUCUCCCAGGAGACAUCACACGUGCCUGGAAUGAAUGACCUGGGUCAUUCUGUUACCUGUGACAUCUCCAACAAAUUUUAGAAAGAGAAAUUAUGAGUGGCUGGAAUUAAUUUCCUGAAGCAUUUUGACAGUGAGAACUUUUCUCUUACAUGUUACUGCUCAAUUUCCAAACAUCUUUUUAUAAAAAAUGGCAGAAAACAUUUAGAUUAUUUUUAAGACUGUUUUUUAGGAUCCAAAACGAUACCCUCACCUGAGGGUUUAUUUUAAUUGCCAAGAUGUCCACUAAGGUCCCGAUCUACUUGAAGAGAGGCAGUCGGAAGGGCAAGAAGGAAAAGCUCCGAGACAUCCUUUCUUCUGAUAUGAUCAGCCCCCCCUUGGGUGACUUCAGACACACUAUUCACAUAGGGAGUGGUGGAGAGAAUGAUAUGUUUGGGGAUAUUUCUUUCUUGCAAGGGAAGUUCCACCUUCUACCGAGGACUGAAGGUAGCCUAGAUUCUGACAGGGGUAGCCACUGUGCAGUGCCAUUUGAGUUCUCAAGAACUGCUACGAUCUCUGGUCAUGAGCAACCACUGUCUGAAACGCCCUCUCCCCUUCUAAAGAAUGCCAUCUCGCUGCCUGUCAUUGGUGGUCCACAGGCUCUGAUGCUACCCUCUACGCAGGCUCCACCAAAGCCUCCAAGGCUACACCUUGAUGACAAAUUUCAACCAGCGCUGCAAGGCAAGGAAGCUAUGGCAGAACUGACUUCAUCCAAGGACAACAGGACUUCUGAGCCUGCCCCUCAUUGCUGCAGCCCCAAUGAGCUGCUUGCUCAGAAUGGGUUUGCUGAAGAAAAAAAUAAAGAUGAGCCCUUUAUGUCCCAUGCUGGUUCCCUGCUCUCCCUCCAUGUGGAUCUGGGGCCUUCUAUCUUGGAGGAUGUGCUUCAGGUCAUGGAUAAACACCAAGCUGGAAAAGCGAUACAAGAUUCUGGAAGGCAAGAAAUCCUGACAUGAAAAUUAAAGGGACUUCGAUGGGAGAAGGACUUUAAAAUGUAGAGGUUUUGUAGAUAAGAUUUUUCCCCAAGGGGAAUAUGGUUAACUGGGCCAGCUUGAAUUUAGUGAAAUUUAUCCUGUGUGGAAUCCCAAUUGUGGAUCUAAGGUAUUAAGCUUUUAGGAGUGUGUUGCUUACUUUCCCCAAUGCCCAUCAUGCCAACAUUUUUAAUGUUGCUUCUUGCAGGCCUUUGAAUGCUGCUCAGUACUGAAAAAUGUAUGAAGCCAAGAUAAGUUCAGCAGCAGCAAUAAAUUGUGGCGUAGCAAUAAGAACUUUUAACUUUACUGAUAUGAGUAAAUUGUAAGGGAUAUUACUUUUUUAAAAAAAGCACUGUCAUUUUAAACUAUUUGUACUUGGUGUGAUGUGAAUGAUAUGGGGGAAUAUCAAGAUAUUAAUUCAAAAGGAUCCUGAUUCUGACUGUACGAGAGACUAUUUUACAUAGAACUUUGUCAAAGUAGAUCCUGUGAGAGAUGCCAUAUUGCUGAGGUCCUUAUUUAAAGGGAAAAAAAGCAGAUUGGAAUAUAACCACAUAUACUUUGGGAAUUUCUCAUUAGCACUGUAAUCAAGAAUCACAGUUCACAUUAGUCAUGUAACUCGCUCACUGAUGUAGUACAACUCAAUCAAGUUGACCCAUGCUAUUCUAAAUCAAAUUGUCUUCCUAUUUGUAUUUACUGUUUUAAAACUUGAUCACUUGCUGUUUGCCAGAUAACCUGAAUUUUCAAAUGGAUUGUAAGCAACUUUUAUAACCUCUAAAUUGGAUUUUUUUUUAAAUCUGCCAUCUUAUUAGUAAAGUAACUAGGAAAAAAUCCAUUGGGCUUUUACGAUGAUCCUUCUUUAUAAAAAAGUUAGAGAACAGAUUAGAAGAUUGUAAAUUUUAGCAGACAUAAGCAUAACUAGAUUCAAUGGUUGAAAGUUGAAGUCAUCACACUCCAAGCUGGAAAUAAGAUGAAACUUUUCUACAGCAAGGAUAAUUAACCACUGGAACAAAUUACCAAGGGAUGUGGUGAAUUCUCCAUCACUUGGAGUCUUUAAACUGAGACACUCUAAUUCAACCACAAAUUUUUAAGCUUGAUGCAGGAAUUUGUGGGGAUGUGUUUUGGCUUGUAUUAUGCAAGAUAAUGGUCCCUUCUGGCCUUUAAAAUUGAUGGUAAUCUAAAUUAUACUGGCAUUAGAACUGCAAAAAUAAUCAAGACAACAGAUGAUUCCAUUUGCUCAAGUGGGUCUUAUUUUCAAAGUUGCCUAAAAGAUUUGGACUUCUAAUUCCUAUUAAAAUUUCUUAGGUGGUUUUAAAAUGUCAGCUCUUCUCUUAUAGUGUGUGUUUGUUUGUUUGUUUAUAAUAUUUUAGGUAGGAACUACAGUCUCAGUACUUCUGUAUCUCUCAUCACUAACUAGUGGACUUUAUCCUAGUAGCAUCCCUGUGAUGUAGGGAAGUAUUGUCCUCAUUUUAUACCUGGAGGAACUGAGGCAAAGGAUAGAUCAAUGAGCAGAUUUUUAAAGGCAUUUAGGCUCGUUGGGCAUGAUCACACAGGUAAUCCAGGGCUAAACCAGGAAUUGAACCUAACUCUCUAGAGUUCCAGUUUUAUAAUCAUUCUUUCACUCAAUCAAAUAUCAAGGCCCUAUGGUACUAGGCACUAAACAGAUAUUUUAAUACAGAAGACCACUUCUGCCUCCACCAUUUUACAAUGUAAAUACUGGAUAGGACUGAGUGGGUAGAAACAAUGAGUGAAUAAUAAAAGAAACAGCAUGUAGCAAAGAAAUAGUAGCCUCCAAUUGUCUCUGUCGCAACCAGUAUCAGACAAGAAUGAUUUGUAGGUGUCAUGGCAGAGAUAGGCUAUAAAGGAGGGACUUAAUAGACUGCUCAGCUGACUCUAUGGAAUAAUUGAACUAACAAUAUGGGAUAAUUCAGACUUGCGUAGUUUUUUGGUUUAGGAUUUUAAAAAGAGCCUACUGGAGUUAGAAACCCAGAUCCCUCUGAAAUUAAAUAGGAAUUGGGUGCCUGACUCCCUUAAAAUCCUUUCAAAUGUCCAGAUUUGGGGUAUGAGGCUAUGAGCGAGGACAUAUUAUAAGCACCUAUUAGACCCCUUAGGCUCCAAGGUUCUAUUCCCAUCUCUGAGAGGUCAAUGUAGUUUAAUGCUUAGGAAAAGGAAACUGGGAGUCAGGACUCUUGAGUUUUCCUCCUAGCUCUGAGAGGGAGGGGGGAUGUUGUCGUGUGCUUAGAACAGCAGUGAGGACCAGAACUCAGAGCUGUUCCUAGCUCUACCACUGAUUUACUAUGUGAUCUUGAGCAAAUCACAGCUCUCACUUCCCCGGUUUCUCUAUCUAUAAAAUACUGUAUGGAUAAAUAUACCUUCCCUGCAUCACACAAAUAUCAAGGAAGUGGGUCUGGCCCACGAAAGCUCAUCAUCUAAUAAACCAUCUUGUUAGUCUUUAAA
Molecule: messenger RNA, 4175 nt
Organism: Pelodiscus sinensis (Chinese soft-shelled turtle)
Lineage: Eukaryota; Metazoa; Chordata; Testudines; Trionychidae
Source: RefSeq, a predicted model, not a curated record